CGCGCUCGGCCCCGAGGGCAUGCGGCAGCAGCAGCGGUCCCGGUUCCCGGGCUCGGCGGCGCGGGCGAGCGUGAGCGGAUGUUCAGUUCUUCUCCACAAUGAAUGAGUGUUACUAUGAUAAGCGGAUGGACUUUUUUUAUAAUAGGAGCAACACUGACACUGAUGAUGAGUGGACAGGAACGAAGCUUGUAAUUGUUUUGUGUGUUGGAACAUUUUUCUGCCUGUUUAUCUUUUUUUCUAAUUCUCUAGUCAUCGCAGCAGUGAUCAAAAACAGAAAGUUUCAUUUCCCCUUCUACUACCUGUUGGCUAACCUAGCUGCUGCAGACUUCUUUGCUGGAAUUGCCUAUGUGUACCUGAUGUUUAACACUGGCCCAGUUUCAAAAACUCUGACUGUCAACCGGUGGUUUCUCCGCCAGGGACUUCUGGACGCUAGCUUAACAGCCUCCCUGACCAAUUUGUUGGUUAUUGCCGUGGAAAGGCACAUGUCAAUCAUGAGGAUGCGGGUCCACAGCAACCUGACCAAAAAGAGGGUGACUCUGCUCAUCUUGUUCGUCUGGGCCAUCGCCAUCUUUAUGGGGGCUGUGCCCACGCUGGGCUGGAAUUGCCUCUGUGACAUCUCUGCCUGCUCUUCCCUGGCCCCCAUUUAUAGCAGGAGUUACCUCAUUUUCUGGACUGUGUCCAACCUCAUGGCCUUCUUCAUUAUGGUUGUGGUGUACCUACGGAUCUACAUGUACGUAAAGAGGAAAACCAAUGUCUUGUCUCCGCAUACGAGUGGGUCCAUCAGCCGCCGGAGGACACCCAUGAAGCUAAUGAAGACGGUGAUGACUGUCUUAGGGGCCUUCGUCGUGUGCUGGACGCCCGGCCUGGUGGUUCUGCUGCUCGACGGCCUGAACUGCACGCGGUGCAACGUGCAGCACGUGAAAAGGUGGUUCCUGCUGCUGGCGCUGCUCAACUCCGUCAUGAACCCCAUCAUCUACUCCUACAAGGAUGAGGACAUGUACAGCACCAUGAAGAGGAUGCUCUGCUGCUUCUCGCAAGAGAAGAACCCGGAGAGGCGGCCUUCCCGCCUCCCUUCCAUGGUCCUCAGCCGGAGCGACACGGGGGGCAGCCAGUAUAUGGAGGAUAGCAACCGAGGCCCCGUCUGCAACAAAAGCAGCUCGUAGCCUCGACGCCCCUCCGCCCACCCCGGCCUCCAAGGGGAGAAGAGGUAUUCGGAAUGGUUACCUGCCUCCAACAAAGCCUGCGUACAGUGUUAUUUGAGCGCUUAAUGAAUCAUUGGGAAGUUUGUUUUAAAAAUGGUUUUACGUCAAGUAAAAGCACGGGCAGAAGAGAGAGGACACGUGCAUUUAGAGAGAAUGCACAGAAAGAGGGACGGUAGCACAAUGGAUCCCCACCUGAGGCCCCGUGACCUUCUCGGAGCACCGCCACCGCCCACCAGGCCGUGCGUUCUGGUCUCUGCCGCCAUCUUGUAGGCAUUCUCUCUUGUUUUCAAAGGAUGUUGUUAAAGGGCUUAGGCCAAAAUAAAUAAAAACGUUACUUGAGCCACUA
Messenger RNA from Dama dama (fallow deer), 1548 nucleotides. RefSeq names its product lysophosphatidic acid receptor 3 (gene LPAR3). Lineage: Eukaryota; Metazoa; Chordata; Mammalia; Artiodactyla; Cervidae. The record is from RefSeq and is a predicted model, not a curated record. The transcript has 3 exons. Gene Ontology annotation, molecular function: lysophosphatidic acid receptor activity. The coding region runs from base 99 to 1163 and encodes 354 amino acids. Gene Ontology annotation, cellular component: membrane. Gene Ontology annotation, biological process: G protein-coupled receptor signaling pathway.